AUGGCAAGUACUGGAGUAGCAUGUGACGUUUGUUUUGAGUCUGCUUAUGCUUCUAUCGAAAACAAGCUAUUGACUUCUGUCCAUUGUGGCCAUCGAGUGUGCCGUCGGUGCCUCCAUCGACAGCAGCAAUGUACUGAAGCGGCGACAACAGCGAAUCUGGCAGCUACGACGGAUGGUCCAACUCAAAAGAUUCAACGGACAGCUGCUGGUUCUAGAAAUCAGGGGCUGAAGUGCCCUGUGUGCCAAUCUGGGGUUUCCAUAGAUGAUUGGAUGGACCGCGGACUGGAGGAGACACUCUUUGAACAGGAACGAUUGAUUCGACAACGUGUUUUGAAUGUCUAUAACUCUGCUCGAGAUAAUUUUGAAAGUACACCACUCUACAACAAUUAUUUGGAAAGAAGAGAGGAAACAAUCUACGAGCUUGCUUUUGGUUCGGAUGACUCCCGAAAAAAAGUUUUGCAAGAGGAGCUUCAAACAGCUGACAAUCAGAAUCAGAAAGAGAUUACGGAAUGCCGUCAGAAGGCAAAGCAAAAGGAAGAAGAAGAAAUUAAGGACAUCGUCGACAAGGAGGGGGUGUUCUAUGAGAUCGUCUCACAAGACUAUGGACCUGGAUUUCGCUACUCGAAGGCCGCAGAGAACAGCUUGGUGCAUAUUUUGCAGCGGCAACACCCUCAACUGUUUGCUGCUGACGAUAAUGAAAGUGCGUCGCAGCAACCUACAAGCUCAGAAUUGGGUACGGCACAACCGCGUCCAAUUAUUUCUGGCUUGGUUUAUGAAAAAAUUGCAAAAAAGGCGCACACUGACAGGGCAGCAAUGUAUCGUGCUUGUGGUUAUUUCAAAGAACGUGUAUUUCAAAGAAUUACCCAAGAAUUGUGGGGUGGCUGUAGUUUCUGUUCAGCAUGA
This is a messenger RNA of Condylostylus longicornis, 903 nucleotides long. RefSeq lists its product as uncharacterized. The transcript has 2 exons. The record is from RefSeq and is a predicted model, not a curated record. Gene Ontology annotation, biological process: regulation of transcription by RNA polymerase II; DNA repair; regulation of cyclin-dependent protein serine/threonine kinase activity. Gene Ontology annotation, cellular component: transcription factor TFIIH holo complex. Lineage: Eukaryota; Metazoa; Arthropoda; Insecta; Diptera; Dolichopodidae. The coding region runs from base 1 to 903 and encodes 300 amino acids.